Lactuca virosa is the source of this 1568-nucleotide messenger RNA. Lineage: Eukaryota; Viridiplantae; Streptophyta; Magnoliopsida; Asterales; Asteraceae. The record is from the annotation of a GenBank genome assembly.
AUGCCUAGCGUUGCUGUGAAAUUAUACAGUGUGUUUUUUAAAUUGAUAUUGAAGCGACGGUUACAGAAUCGAAUCCAGAACCCUAAUUUAAACGAUGAGACGAAUAGCUCAUUUGGCGUUACGUCACGUCCUGAAGAGACGAUCGUGGCUGCAAAUCCCUUGUUUACCGACGGCGUUGCUACCAAAGACAUCCAUAUAGAUCCUUCUUCAUGUCUCUCAAUUCGUAUCUUCCUUCCAGAAACGUGUCUCGUCUUGCCAGAUUCCGAUGUUGAUAGGCUUAGGGCGAAGAGAUCGGAACUUGAAUCCAGAUCCUUUCCAAGCAAUUCGGAAAAUGGCAUUCCUCGGCGUAACAGUUACGGUUCCGCUGAUGCGUAUAGUGUUUCGGCAACUCCAAGCAAUCGGAGGAGUAGUUAUUGCAAUGGUUUUAGUACGGAUGAUCUGAAUUUGAAAUCGGAGAAUGGUGUUUACAGAGCUGUUGGAUACAGGCUUGCACCUGAGAAUAGAUAUCCAGCUGCCUUCGAGGAUGGGAUAAAAGUGCUCCAUUGGCUGGCGAAACAGGCAAAUUUAGCAGAAUGUGGCAAAUCCCUAGGGAGAUCACCUGAUUCCAGAAAGUCAGAUGUUCAAGGGCAUAUUGCAGAUGCAUUUGGGGCUUCUUUGGUUGAGCCUUGGCUAGCUGCACAUGGAGAUCCAUCCAGAUGUGUUCUUCUUGGUGUGAGUUGUGGUGCAAACAUUGCUGAUUACGUGGCUCGCAAAUCAGUGGAAUCUGCUAAACAACUUGACCCAGUGAAGGUGGUGGCUCAAGUUCUGAUGUACCCUUUCUUCAUUGGAAAUACCCCUACACGUUCUGAGAUAAAACUAUCAAACUCAUAUUUUUUUGAUAAAUCCAUGAGCAUACUCGCAUGGAAACUCUUCCUCCCUGAAGAACAGUUCAACCUAGACCACCCUGCAGCCAAUCCCCUCAUCACCAACAGAGGUGGGCCCCCUCUGAAGCGAAUGCCCCCUACAUUGACAGUUGUGGCAGAACAUGAUUGGAUGAGAGAUCGGGCGAUUGCAUAUGCACAGGAGUUAAAGAAGGUGAAUGUGGAUGCACCUGUUCUUGAUUACAAGGACUGUGUUCAUGAAUUUGCUACUCUUGACAUGCUUCUUAGGACACCUGAAGCACAGGCUUGUGCAGAGGACAUUGCUAUAUGGGUGAAGAAAUAUAUCUCACUUAGAGGUCAUGAGUUUUCAUAUUAGCAAAACGGAUUUUUAAGGGAGGAAGAGAUAGAUAUCAUACAUAGAGGCACGCAUGGUUUUGUUCUGUUUUUUUUGGUAAGAUCACACGAUUUGAUUUUCGUGAGAGUAUAGAUUGAGUUAUGAGAUAUAAUACCUACCUACCCAUUUUGGUUCAUCCCAUCCAUGUGCUCCAUGUUGGUGGAUAGAUUUGGUUUCCCUUGUAAAACUAGUGUAACAUUUGUACCCAUGGAUUAUAUCCACAUGAAUCUCUCUCUCAUCUUGUGUUUAUUCUUCAUGUUUCACUUCCAUUGUAUGUCUCCAGUAUUAUAUAUGUUUGGUUCAUCAGUUUGUUA